AUGGGUAUUUCAAAAAACUUGAAAGUGUGUUUAGUGCUUUGUUGUGUUGUCGUGAGCAUAUCUGCAGAUAAGAAGAAACGAGGACUCUACCAUGGUUUGUCGGGGUACACGAUACCCUUAGGAGUCGGCGGCUAUCGGUCGUACCAUUCUAGCUCUUAUGCAAAACUGCCAGGAUUCUAUAAAGGAUACGGAGGACAUGGAGGAGUUCUGCCCCCGGGCUACGCUUUGUUUCCAGGAAGUGCGUCGGUAGCCUCGUAUCAUCGGAAUUUCCCGAAAAUUCCGACAGUCUAUACUCCAUCAUACCUUCCACCGCUUGGAGCUCCUUCAACAGUUCUACGGCCUGUUACCAACUUUGCACCGGUGGCUCCAGUAGCCCCAGCAUAUCCUGUGGCACCACAAAUUCCUGCCGCUCAAGUUCCUACAUACUUUCCCGUAGCAAAUCCACAGCAUACAUCAUUCUUCGCAACAUACCCUCAGAAACCUUUUAUCCCUGUUGCGGUGCCCGCUUUAGAGAAACCCAAAGUGCCACUGUUUGUGCAGAAGCCACUGUAUACCUCCUUCACAAAUGUUAUCCCGACAGGAGUGCUUCCUACUGGAGUUUAUAACCCAGCAGUGGGUAUAUCCAACGUAUCGCCAACAUUUGUGGGAGUCCCAAUUGCUGGUCCAACCGCCAGUACACCAACUGUAUCAACGGCAACCGUAACUCAAACCGGGCAGCAACCGUGGCGCCCCGUUGUACUGCACCAUCCAACUCCAACACCUAUUACGACGACAGCCUACAAACCUUCCCUAAAUCUGUUGCCUCCAUACACUCUUUCAACCAACGGGCAGGAACAGAUUUACAUCAGCAGUACACCUGCGCCACACAUACACGAUAGCCAACAACAGCAACAGCAUCAGCAGACUUUGCUGGAUCUGGAACAAGCAUCCCUUCAUCACCAAAGCCAAGACGAUGGGAAUGGAGCGUUCAACGGACAACCGUACGACGUAGCUUCGAAUCACGACCGGUACAGUGGUCCAUCCAGUUAUGAUGUUGAUAUCACUCACAAUGGAUAUCAGAAAAAGUAA
Topomyia yanbarensis is the source of this 1068-nucleotide messenger RNA. RefSeq lists its product as uncharacterized. NCBI's taxonomy places the organism in Eukaryota, Metazoa, Arthropoda, Insecta, Diptera, Culicidae. The transcript has 2 exons. Bases 1 to 1068 code for a protein of 355 amino acids. The record is from RefSeq and is a predicted model, not a curated record.